Messenger RNA from Aureobasidium namibiae CBS 147.97, 2709 nucleotides. RefSeq lists its product as uncharacterized. Gene Ontology annotation, biological process: deoxyribonucleotide biosynthetic process; DNA replication. Gene Ontology annotation, molecular function: ATP binding; ribonucleoside-diphosphate reductase activity, thioredoxin disulfide as acceptor. NCBI's taxonomy places the organism in Eukaryota, Fungi, Ascomycota, Dothideomycetes, Dothideales, Saccotheciaceae. The transcript is spliced from 2 exons. Bases 1 to 2709 code for a protein of 902 amino acids. Gene Ontology annotation, cellular component: ribonucleoside-diphosphate reductase complex. The record is from RefSeq and is a predicted model, not a curated record.
AUGUUCGUGUACAAGCGCGACGGACGCAAGGAGCGUGUCCAGUUCGACAAGAUCACAGCCCGUGUCUCGAGGUUGUGUUACGGCCUCGACCCCGACCAUGUCGACGCUGCUGCUAUCACCAUGAAGGUCAUUGCCGGUGUCUACCAGGGCGUCAACACAAUCCAAUUGGACGACUUGGCUGCCGAGACUGCUGCAUACAUGACAACCACCCACCCCGACUACGCCGUUCUCGCCGCACGUAUUGCCGUGUCCAACCUCCACAAGCAGACCAAGAAGCAGUUUUCUGCUGUCAUCUCGGAUCUGUACCACUAUGUCAACCCCAAGACCAGAAAACGCGCCCCCAUGAUCUCAGAAGAGACAUACAAGACAGUCAUGGACCACGCCGAAGAGCUCAACUCGGCCAUUGUCUACGACAGAGAUUUCAACUACCAAUACUUCGGUUUCAAGACGCUAGAGCGCUCAUACCUCCUCAGACUCGAGGGCAAGGUUGCCGAGAGACCCCAGCAGAUGAUCAUGCGUGUCGCUGUCGGUAUCCACGGCGAGGAUAUUGAGGCUGCCAUUGAGACCUACAACUUGAUGUCGCUCAAGUACUUCACCCACGCUUCGCCCACUCUCUUCAGUGCUGGAACUCCCCAGCCCCAGCUCGCUUCAUGCUUCUUGAUUGACAUGAAGGACGACUCUAUUGACGGUAUCUACGAUACUCUCAAGACCUGCGCCAUGAUCUCAAAGAAUGCUGGUGGUAUUGGUCUCAACGCUCACUGCAUCCGUGCAACUGGCUCUUACAUCGCCGGUACCAACGGCACAUCCAACGGUCUCGUUCCCAUGCUCCGUGUCUUCAACAACACUGCUAGAUACGUUGACCAGGGUGGCAACAAGCGUCCCGGUGCCUUCGCCAUUUACCUCGAGCCUUGGCACGCCGAUGUCUUCGCCUUCCUCGACCUCCGCAAGAACCACGGUAAGGAGGAAGUUCGUGCUCGCGAUCUCUUCUACGCCCUCUGGAUUCCCGAUCUCUUCAUGAAGCGCGUCGAGCAAAACUCGACCUGGACUUUGAUGUGCCCUAGCGAGUGCCCUGGUUUGGCUGAUGUCUAUGGUGACGAGUUCGAGGCUCUGUACGAGAAGUACGAGCGUGAGGGCCGUGGUCGCGAUACCAUCCGCGCUCAGAAGCUGUGGUACGCCAUCCUCGAGGCUCAGACCGAGACCGGCAACCCCUUCAUGCUUUACAAGGAUGCCUGCAACCGCAAGAGCAACCAGAAGAACCUCGGUGUCAUCCGCAGCUCCAACCUGUGCACCGAAAUUAUCGAGUACACUGCUCCCGAUGAGGUCGCCGUCUGCAACUUGGCCUCGCUCGCUCUGCCUACCUUCGUCGACAUGAACGAGGAGAAGUUCGACUUCAAGAAGCUCCACGAGGUUGUCCAGGUCGUUACCAAGAACUUGAACAAGAUCAUCGAGAUCAACCACUACCCUGUCCCCGAGGCUCGCAAGAGUAACUUCCGCCACCGUCCUAUUGGUCUUGGUGUUAGCGGUCUUGCUGAUGCUUUCCUCGCCCUUCGUAUGCCUUUCGACUCUCCUGAGGCGAGACAACUCAAUAUCCAGAUUUUCGAGACCAUCUACCACGCCGCCUUGACUUCGUCUUGCGAUCUGGCUGAGAAGCUUGGCCCCUACGAGACCUACGCUGGCUCUCCUGUCUCUAAGGGUGAGCUCCAGUACGAUAUGUGGGGCGUCACUCCCUCUGACCUCUGGGACUGGGAGGCCUUGAAGGAGAAGAUUGCCAAGGAUGGUGUCCGCAACUCGCUGCUUGUUGCACCUAUGCCUACCGCAAGUACUUCGCAGAUUAUGGGCUUCAAUGAGUGCUUCGAGCCCUACACCUCCAAUAUCUACUCUCGUCGUGUUCUUGCUGGAGAGUUCCAGGUCGUCAACCCUUGGUUGCUCAAGGAUCUCGUCGACCGCGGUCUUUGGUCUGACAACAUGAAGAAUCGCAUCAUCGCUGACGGUGGUUCUAUUCAACGCAUUCCCAACAUCCCCGACGAGCUCAAGGCUCUUUACAAGACCGUUUGGGAGCUCAGUCAGCGUCACAUCGUCCAGAUGGCUGCUGACCGUGGUGCCUUCAUUGACCAGUCUCAAUCGCUCAACAUCCACAUGCAGGCUCCUACUAUGGGCAAGAUCACCAGCAUGCAUUUCACUGGCUGGAAGCUCGGCUUGAAGACCGGCAUGUACUACCUUCGUACCAUGGCUGCUUCCGCCCCUAUUCAGUUCACUGUCGACCAGGAGAAGCUCAAGGUCGUCGACACCAACGUUGCCCGCAACCCUGCUAAGAAGCGUGGAAUUGCCGGCGCUGGUUCGCCUGCCAUCCAAUCUCCUACCCCUCAGCCCAUGUACGAUUCGAAGCAACCUCAGAACUCGGCGGUCGCCAACGGUGUCCCCACACCUUCGACUACUCCUCCGCUCGAGGCUGAGACCAAGUCGACUCCUAAGAAGGAGCUGCCCAUGAGAGCACCCCCGUUCACUGCUGACCUUCCUGAAGGAAGCAGCCCUAAAUUGGUCGCCGCCGACAGCAAUGUUGGUACUCCCGACGAGGAGAUCAAGAGAACUGUCAACCAAGAUGAGGAUGCUGCCGACGACAGCAAGGAUCGUGAGGGCGACAUCUACGCUGACGCCGUCCUGGCUUGCAGCAUUGACAACCCCGAGUCUUGCAUCAUGUGCAGUGGUUAG